This is a messenger RNA of Verticillium nonalfalfae, 441 nucleotides long. RefSeq lists its product as uncharacterized. The record is from RefSeq and is a predicted model, not a curated record. Bases 1 to 441 code for a protein of 146 amino acids. The transcript has a single exon. Lineage: Eukaryota; Fungi; Ascomycota; Sordariomycetes; Glomerellales; Plectosphaerellaceae.
AUGAAUCGAUCCCUCCUUCGCCUGCGGCCCACGGCCAUCCACCUGACGAAGCCCGCCGUGGCGAGCAUCUUGCGGCCCUCAGCCUUUGCCCCUUCUCUUCAGCCUGUUACACGGGCAGCCACCUUUGCCGAUGAGCCUCCGACGAAACAUCUUGGCGGCUCUGCCAUUGACGACAGUCUCGCAGACGGCGACGCUCGCGGUCGCACAGGCGGCGGUGAUGGCCUCGAAAGCUCCCAGAACGCGCCCAGGCCCCCCAAGGUUGACAGCGGCGCGCUGCCUCAGGGCAAGGACAAGGGCCUGACGAAAGAGCAGCAAGAGGAAGUCGACCGGCACAACAAAGAGUUUGAGGCUACGCGAGAGGCAGCUGCUGCAGCACCGGAGCAGGACAAGGUCAGCAAGGACUUUUGGUCGUCGAACGAGGGCAAGUCAGUCAAGAAGUAG